UCUCAUCUGGCGACAGAACUCGACUCGACAAUAGCAGCACGCAGAGCAGGGCAGGGCUGGGAUAGUAGUGUAAAACAACCGUCCCCCAGAUCCAUGGCUCUUUCCCAACCUGCCUCCAUCUCCACAUCUACAUCUACGUCUACACCAGAAUCUCCCUUCCAGAAAUCCACCUCACCACCAACCACAGACGGCCUCUCAAACGCUACAUCUACCCCUACACUACUUGCCGCCGCCCAGGAAGCUACGGUCCGCAUAGUCCCUUCCACUGGGGCCGUUUCUACUUCUACUUUUAAUUCACCGCCCUUGGACCCGUCAACUUCCCCCAACCCACCGGCGAAUACUUUGAGGCACCACCGCCAGUCAACCCAGUCCACCAGUCUUUUGAAACCGAAUCGAGCAGGCAUACUCAACUUUGCGGCCUUGGCUAAGGAAAAGACCACGAGUGCAAUCGCAAGCUUCUCUGAACCAACACCACGGAACCGACCUUCGUCCAAUAGUCUAUACCGCUCCGCGCAGAGCUCUCCAACCUCUCCGCCGCCCGACCUUGUCUCUCUUCCUCGAUCAGGAGAAGUCAGCCCGCAAGAGACCCCCGAAUCAUUUAGUCUCAGCACCAUACCAACAACCCCCCCUUUACAAACGAGAACAGAUACAUCCAGCGCGAGUUCCCGAUUUCGCCAGUCUUUGCUUGAGACGAACCCACCCUCGCAGGCGUAUUCCAAUACUGCUACCAAUACGCCUGCCCCCCAUCUCAACAAGAUGCAUCAAACGUCUUCGCGCUUAUUGCGCAUGACCACGGAUGAGAGACCAUUCACACGGGACUUCAAAGACCUCUUUGCGACAUUAGUCGUCAGCCUUCCACUUGCACCUCAUCGCGUUCGGCUGACCAGAAUUGAGCAUUCCUUUAUAUCAGAAGAAGCUAUCAACAAUCUUGGAUCGUUGAAGUUUUCUCAAUCCAACCGAAUGCCUGAUCCAAAGGACCCUUCUAGGAUUGUUACUACUACGACUACGACUACUUUUUCUAUGGCACGCGAGAUGGCUCGAUCUGUGUGUCAGCGAUUUCUUGACGCAAGAUUUAUCGAAUCUGCUGAUGGCAAGCAAGCGAAGGAGUUUACGAUGAAGGGCUCUAUUUGGCAACUAACACCAAAGGGGAUCCACGUUUUGGAGAGAUUCUGUGGAAAGAAUGGAAUUCAGCAAAAGCAUGUUACAGAACUUGUAAACUCUCCCAGAAACACAAUGCAGCUCGUCAUUCUAGAGAGAGAUUCAGCAACCGAUAAACUUUCGUCUGAUCGAAGUACCGUCGAGGUGAUUUUCCGCCGCUUUGUCGGUCAGAAUGGCCCAAACAUUAAGGCCACCACCAGCUCUGCGGACUCGGAUUCUCUGAGCGAAUACAAAGAUGGACUUGCAGGUGUAAGAAUGGCCAGCGAGCGCAGAAUUGGCACACCAGCAAAGAUUGUUCUCCAGACAUUUACGGGUAAGGCGGCCGUCGAAUGGUUAAUGGACUGCUGUACGACAGUGGAUCGUAGAGAAACGGUAGAGAUUGCAACGUUGUUUCUGGAGCAAGGCUUGAUAUGGUGUGUACAGUCGGAUAGAGCGUACCUCACCCAGAUAGGUGCCGAAAAGGAGAAAGACCCCAGAUUUCAACCAACAAAAUACGCCAUUUAUCAGUUGUCACAAAAGGGGAAGGAUGUUGUCAACAUGACUUCGAAGGAGCGAACAUCGGAGAGUGAAAAUUCGGGUAGUGUGGCUUCAAGAGCAGGCGUUUCCCGCGAUUCAAAUACUCAAAAGUUAGACAAGAUCUUGAAUGAUGCAGCACUUCGAUUGCUCUUCCGAGAAAACUUACGAGAUACGCAUUGCGAGGAGAAUCUAUCGUUCUACCUUGAUGUGGACGAGUUUCUCAAGUCCUGCAAGGUCGCGAUCAAGUCCAAUUCUUCGUCAUCGAGAAAUGCAAAGAACUCUGGACCAAGUCUCGAUGCUAUUAAGGAGACUAUGGCUUCCGCAUAUGGUAUCUACAACGCUUUCCUGGCGCCUGGGUCACCAUGCGAACUCAACAUCGACCACUUGCUUCGAAAUCAGCUUGCAACGCGAAUGACGAAGGCGGUAGGACAAGACAGUGCAAUGAUAGACAGUUUAAGGGAGGUAACCAAGCUGUUUGAAGAAGCCCAAUUAUCGGUGUUCAAACUUAUGGCUAGUGAUUCCGUUCCCAAGUUCAUGAAGAGCUCCAAAUACGAACAAACACUCAAGAACUACGAUUUCGAUGCUCUCCCACAUAGAUUCAAGGAACAGGGCAGUCCGCCUGAGCGUAGCAUUAGCAGAUCGAACCGAAAGUCAUGA
Messenger RNA from Lachnellula hyalina, 2331 nucleotides. RefSeq names its product Developmental regulator (gene flbA). The annotation marks the transcript as partial. Gene Ontology annotation, biological process: intracellular signal transduction. The record is from RefSeq and is a predicted model, not a curated record. Lineage: Eukaryota; Fungi; Ascomycota; Leotiomycetes; Helotiales; Lachnaceae. The transcript has 3 exons.